Molecule: messenger RNA, 276 nt
Organism: Aspergillus steynii IBT 23096
Lineage: Eukaryota; Fungi; Ascomycota; Eurotiomycetes; Eurotiales; Aspergillaceae
Exons: 2
Coding region: 1-276 (91 amino acids)
Source: RefSeq, a predicted model, not a curated record
AUGGCAAACACAACUUCUCCAACGAUCAUUCCAGUGACCGGCAAUCCCUGGGGUCCGGAAGCAAUUGGCACUCUUACCUUUGGAUUGGUUGCGACUAUCCUCUCCGUGGUUACUCUGAUAAUGGCCUGUGUCAAAUACGCUUGGUGUCCUUGGCAAAAUCAUCAGGCUCACUUGCAGACGAGGAAAUUGGGCUUCCGGAAUCAAGGACCACAAGCUCUGAGGAUCAGAGCCAAGUUGAUAUCACGGAUCUACGCCCUGGGACUGGUCAUUUUGUGA